Trematosphaeria pertusa is the source of this 1437-nucleotide messenger RNA. RefSeq lists its product as uncharacterized. The coding region runs from base 152 to 958 and encodes 268 amino acids. The transcript has 2 exons. The record is from RefSeq and is a predicted model, not a curated record. NCBI's taxonomy places the organism in Eukaryota, Fungi, Ascomycota, Dothideomycetes, Pleosporales, Trematosphaeriaceae.
UGCGCCAGCUCUCCCCUUCACUUUCGCCUACGAUUGUAUAUAUAUUACCUAAGGUCCGUCUUGCCGCUGACUCUCCUCCACACUCUCCCCGCAACUCACCUCCCAACCCUCCACACUCGACGAAGGGCAUCGACUACCAAAGGCGACCUCAAUGGCCCCUCGCAAGAUAGCCAGCGGCGAUACAUCCGCCUCAGCGAGCCAUGCGGCAACCCCUUCCCCCAGUCGCAAGAAACCCAGGACGAACGCCGGAACCAAGGGAAAGAAAGCCGCCAAGAAUCGCCAGAAAGAGUCGCAUUUCCCGUUUCUCAAACUGGCCCCCGAGAUCCGAAAUAUGAUUUACGUGUACGCACUGGUCUCCAACAAAAAGAUAGAUAUCUAUCGAGCAAGGCAUCCCAGGCUAGGCAGAGAAAUGUUGGCUAAACGUCGCCCUCGUACUGGCCGAGGACGAAAGGACAUCACCCCACAACUGCUGCGUGCUUGCAAACAAAUUCGGAAUGAGGCAACGACGAUCCUCUACUCUCACAACUGGUUUUCUUUCGAGAAAGCUAGAAGCCUCUUCGACUUCUUGGGUCAGUAUGCGACCCAUGUCCGCGAUUUGCGCCAGAUUUCACUCUCCAUACCGAAUUGUCGCUCCGACACGGUCGAAGCAGCCUUUUCGAUGUUGGCCCACGCCGAAAACCUGGAGAUUUUGGACAUGGUAUAUGAUAUGUCGGGUGGAACAAACGGUAGCGGCGCAGCUCGACUAUUCUAUGGCGCUGCCCGCAAGUGGCUUGAAGCAGUGGGGAUCCGGGCUGGAAAUAAGUACGCCGCUCUGCAGGUGCUCCAACUGCCAGCCAUCAAGACGCUGAAGCCCGUCACCCACGUUGAUUAUUGGGGUCAUAGCCAUACGACCGGUGUCAGCGAGAGCCAAGAGGGACAGACGGAGUUUCUCGAGACUCUCAAAAGCCUUUUGGACUGAUCUGGCUGGAAAUGGCCAGUGAAUCCGGACAUAUCUCGCGCUGGUGCACUAUCCUGGUAUGAGGAUGACUUCGAUUGUUGAACUUCUGCUGUUGUCGCUAAUUUCUUUGCAAGCUUGCAACCCAGUCCGACGAAUAAGCGUUUUGAAAAGCUGGUUUUGCAUUUGCUUGCUCGCGAUCGGACAGAAAUCGCGGUUCUGGGCACUCUCAAGGUAGUUCUGCCACGGUGGCGCGUUCGCGAAAGUCUACAUGAUACCUAAGACUUGACAAGUGCUUUUCUCCCGGCUAGGACGACACCCGUUCAGGGCUGAAUUCUUCUGGUUCCUUUAUUGGUUUCUAUUCGCCCCGAACACGUCUCGGACACUUCUUUCCACCACUUGGAUGAACUGGGUAUUCAUCUCAUAGCACCGCUUUAUCAACAAGCAAAGCUGGUAACCCCGUCAGGAGCGGUAUAUUAGUAGCAUCAGAUGGUUUAUCCUAC